Molecule: messenger RNA, 2250 nt
Organism: Talaromyces marneffei
Lineage: Eukaryota; Fungi; Ascomycota; Eurotiomycetes; Eurotiales; Trichocomaceae
Exons: 4
Coding region: 1-2250 (749 amino acids)
Biological process (GO): nucleotide catabolic process
Molecular function (GO): hydrolase activity
Source: RefSeq, a predicted model, not a curated record
AUGAGCUCAGCACCGGAAAUGGCCGAAGGCCUUACGGUAACAUAUUCGUCCGGUCGCGAAGGAGCUCCGGAUCUGCGUCUGAUCCAUUAUAAUGAUGUAUACCAUGUGGAACCAGGCUCAUCCGAUCCCAUCGGCGGCGUUGAACGAUUCCAAACCGUCAUCAAAGACUACCGAACCGCGCCUCAAUACAACGGUCUCUCGGAAGUGAUCACCCUGUUUUCCGGAGAUGUGUUCAAUCCAAGUUUGGAAAGUACAGUCACAAAGGGACAGCAUAUGAUACCAUUUUUGAACAAGAUUGGGACGGAUGUCGCUUGUAUCGGGAAUCAUGACCUAGAUUUUGGUGUUGCGCAGUUUCGACAUUUACGAAGCCAAUGCAAGUUUCCUUGGCUGCUGGCCAAUGUGCUUGACCCAGCGCUUGGAGAUAAUGUGCCGCUCGCCAACUGCGAAAAAACGGUGAUGUUGACUUCGUCCAAUGGAAUAAAGAUAGGCAUUAUUGGCCUAGGUGAGCGAGAGUGGCUAGGUACGAUAAAUUCUCUACCGCCAGGUCUUAUAUACAAGUCUGCCUCCCAGACUGCUAUCGAGCUAGUGCCAGAGCUACGCAAACAAGGCGCGGAAAUUGUGAUUGCGCUUACCCAUCAGCGCGAACCCAACGAUAUCAAGCUGGCCGAGAAAAUGCCGCCUGGACUAAUUGAUAUUAUUCUUGGUGGUCAUGACCAUUUUUACGCACAUUCCGUGAUAAAUAACAUUCACGUUCUGCGAUCUGGCACUGAUUUCAGGCAAUUAAGUUACAUAGAAGCAUUUCGCAAACCGGAUUCCAAGGGUUGGGACUUCAAUAUCAUUCGUCGUGAUAUUGUCAGAUCUAUCCCCGUUGAUCCAGAAUGCCAAGUUCUUGUCGACAAGCUUACCUCGACGCUCAAGGCUAAGUUGGAAAAACCCGUUGGGUAUACCGCGUCUGCUUUGGACGGACGCUUUACGACUGUGAGGACACGAGAGUCGAAUUUGGGUAAUUUUGUAUGCGAUUUAAUGCGCUUCUAUUAUCAUGCGGAUUGUGCUAUAAUGGCUGGCGGUACUAUCCGUGGCGAUCAAGUCUACCCGCCUGGUCUCUUGAGAUUGAAAGAUGUGUUGAACUGCUUUCCCUUUGAGGACCCUGUCGUUGUCAUCAAAGUGACUGGCCGAGAUUUAGUUGAGGCGUUGGAAAAUGGCGUAAGCCAGUUACCUGCUCUUGAAGGUCGCUUUCCGCAGGUGUCGAACAUCACAUUUGAAUACACUGCUUCGUCACCUCCAGGCAGCCGCAUUAACUGGGUCAAAGUUGGUGACAAACCAGUCGAUUAUAAGCAACAAUACACCCUGGCAACGCGGGGGUAUAUGGCUCGCGGCAAAGAUGGCUAUACAUCAUUAUUGGUGCAAUCAGAAGGCGGCGAGAUUGAAGAAGUCGUUAGCGAAGAGAACGGGAUGUUGAUCUCUGCUAUCUUGCGACAGUACUUUUUAAGUUUGAAGAUUAUGGGUAAAUGGAAACGAAUGAGUGCAUCCUUGCACAAGCAUUGGGAUGGUGUGCAUGCACAGUUACACGCACAAAUUGGGGGAAAUUGGAUCAGAACUCCCUCUCCGGAUGUUGAAAGGACGGAACCGAGUAUGUUGAAUAAUGAUCCUUUUAACUCGACCAUAGCCACCGCCAGUCCCACCACCACUACGACAACAACCACAACAACUAUAAUUGAACGUCAUAUCCAGCAUACACAUACAAAAAGUAAACCACGCCCCCAUGUUAGGAGGUAUGGUCGUUACUAUGAACCCCGUCGCCAUCAUACCCAUGACGGUACGAGUAAGAACAAACCAACAACGCCUCUCUCAACUUCCUACUCGUCCUCGAAUGAUUCAUCAGUCAGCAAGCGAUCAGUCGACUCACACUUAGACUCGGACUCAGACUCCGAGCCUGAAAUCCUUGUUUCCUCGCAUGAAGAAACGAAUUACAUCACCACAACAGCAACAUCGCCCGCCGAGGAAGACCAGCGCUUACGACUAGCGAGAAAAGUCCUCAAAAAGUGGAUGCGUCUUGCAGGUGUGCAUGGUAAGACAGGUGUUGUUGAUGAGGCGGGUGAAGAAUUUACGCCGCCGUGGACAUGGGGCAUUGCGCCCAGGUGUGAAGGGAGGAUUUUGGUGAGGGCGAGGGUUGUGGAGGAUGGCGGUGUGGGACUUGGAGAGGGGAAGAGAACGGAGAAUAUCAAUGGUGGCAUGGUACUUACGCAAUAG